Molecule: messenger RNA, 1758 nt
Organism: Lentinula edodes (shiitake mushroom)
Lineage: Eukaryota; Fungi; Basidiomycota; Agaricomycetes; Agaricales; Omphalotaceae
Product: kinase-like protein
Exons: 10
Coding region: 90-1556 (488 amino acids)
Biological process (GO): signal transduction; endocytosis; peptidyl-serine phosphorylation
Cellular component (GO): nucleus; cytoplasm
Molecular function (GO): ATP binding; protein serine/threonine kinase activity
Source: RefSeq, a predicted model, not a curated record
GCGAAUUCUGAACUCUCUAAGACCUCUGGCACUGUCUCCUCUCUUUCCUCCCUCCUUCGCGGACGACCUUCCCUCAUCUGUUGCCGACCAUGACCUCUCAUUCACAUUCCUCCUCUACCGCGAACGUCGUAGGAGUCCAUUACCGCGUUGGAAAGAAAAUCGGAGAGGGUUCCUUCGGGGUAAUCUUCGAAGGCACAAAUCUGCUCAACUCCCAGACUGUUGCCAUCAAGUUUGAACCCAGAAAGGCUGAAGCUCCUCAGCUACGGGAUGAGUGUCGGUCUUAUAGGAUACUGGCUGGCUGCACUGGAAUCCCUCAGAUUUACCAUUUUGGACAAGAAGGACUUCAUAACAUCCUAGUGAUAGAUCUUCUUGGUCCAAGUCUUGAGGACUUAUUCGAUAUGUGUGGUCGGAAAUUCUCAAUCAAGACUGUGUGCAUGGCUGCCCGGCAAAUGAUAUCCAGAGUUCAGACAAUACACGAGAAGAACCUCAUCUAUCGUGACAUCAAGCCAGACAACUUUCUUAUUGGUCGCCCCGGCACCAAAGGAUCGAACGUUAUUCAUGUUGUUGAUUUUGGUAUGGCAAAACAGUAUCGUGAUCCGAAGACUAAACAGCAUAUUCCGUAUCGUGAGCGAAAGAGUUUGAGUGGGACGGCUCGGUACAUGAGCAUCAACACUCAUUUGGGACGAGAACAAUCACGGCGAGACGAUCUCGAAGCGUUGGGGCAUGUAUUCAUGUAUUUCCUCCGUGGUUCUUUGCCAUGGCAGGGCCUCAAGGCCGCAACCAAUAAGCAAAAAUAUGAGAAGAUCGGCGAGAAAAAGCAGACAACUCCCAUCAAAGAGCUUUGCGAUGGCUUCCCAGAGGAAUUUGGUAUCUACCUUAACUAUGUCCGAAAACUUGGAUUUGAGGAGACACCUGAUUACGAUUUUCUCCGAGAACUAUUUUCGAAGGUCAUCAAGAACAAUGGUGACGUUGAUGAUGGGGUAUUCGACUGGAAUUUAUUGAAUGGUGGAAAAGGUUGGGAAGCAUCUGCGGGACAUACUCAGAUGGUGGCGCAAAUGCAAUCCGCUGGUAUCACUGCGUCUCCGGAUCGGCGCAGGGAACAUAGAGAUGAUCGACGACGGGCCUCUCAGGUAGGUAACGUUGUUCCACCAUCUCCUGCCCUCGUGCGACACGGUUCAAAACAACGCAAGGCUCCGAACAAUCUCAAUACCCUUUCGCCUGGCGGCGUCAACACCCCUGGACAAUUGACCCCUCAUUCGACUGCUGCACAAAUCAAUGUCCCGGUUGGUUCACAGCAGCGUGGGAGCCCUCAGCAUCCUUAUGCGAGUGUAUCUGGCGGCUACGAUUAUACCGCGGAUGAUACCUAUGUUCAGCAACAGCAAUAUGGUCGAGCAUCGCCAAUGGUAUCGAGUAGCGCGGCCCCACCAGCUCUCAGUAAUGUUCGCGCAAGAGGUGGAGAUGUGGGUGUGUCUAGGGGCGAACAUGACGGUCAGGAAUUGGAGGACUCACCGCCAAGAAUGACGCUGUUGAGGAUCCUCACAUGUCGAUGCGGCUGAAUCUGUGAACCCUAUGACCCCUUAUGAUUACUCUUCAUGCACUCUACGUUUCAUUGCAUAUCCAGCACUCAUUUCUUCUGCUAUACCCAUUAUCUACUCAUAAUUUCACUUUCUGGUAAAUUGGUUAUUCUUUUCGAUCACUGGCAUGUAUCAUCAGAAUAGAACUUUAAAGCUUGGUAAUAUCAAAAUGUCGCUUUAGGAA